AUGUUAUUCUUCUUCGUUUUCGUCAAUUUAUUCUUUAAUUCACAUUCUGUUAAUUGGAAAGCAGUUAAUUUGAACAGCCAAACUGUUUAUGAGUUCGAUUCUGAACAUGCACCUCCUACAAGCAUUGGGCGUUUACGCAUUAAUGUGACCAAUAUUGAUCAGGAAAAAUCUUCAAAUGAUCCAUUAAUUGUUUAUAUCGUAAGACUUAGAUGGAAAACACCCUUAAGAUGGAAUGAAAAUUCCGACAACAAAACAUAUGAUACCAUUUGUGAGCUGCAGGAUCAUCUUCAAGACAAAGGUGUGACAAUCAUUGAUCGCUCAGUUCCAAGCGAUGUUAAUGGACUUGAUGAACGGUUUUCUUUACCCUCUUCACUAUUUUCACUGAUUUGCGCCGUAAGACCACGAAAUGCUCGUUACGCUGCUAGUUGGACGUAUUCCAAAUUAGUCACAAUUGACAGUUCGCUCAGAAAUGAUGAUAGGAAAGAGAAUGGAACAGCGACAGUUACAGGAGAUACGGAAGAUGAUGAAGCUAAUGAUACAAAUCCAUUGACCGAAGUGACCAUAAUGAAAGAGCAUAUUGCAACAAUUAACGAUCGGCCAUUUUUGGACUUAAAUAAUAGUAAUGAAACAGGAGUGAAAGAUGAUGAUGAGAAAAAAAGUUUGUUGGAUCUUUUGAAAAUGUCCAAACUUACAUUAAUCGAAGAUGGUCAGCCGAUUAGAACAAGGCCAACAAACCUGACUAUUCAAGUGAAGCCAGACAUCACUGAAGACAGACCCCCUCUAUUCUCACAAAGUUUGCAACUUCAUGUUGGAAAAUCUUCUGAAGUCAUAACUCGUCUCUUGAUGAGAACAGAUGUGGAUAACGAACCAUCAAACGAUUCCAACUCUUCAGAAUUGGAACCUUCUUCUCCCAAUAGUACAGUUGUUGAAACAAACAAUGGUUCUCAGCAAAAAGUAUUGGAAGCGAGUGACUUAGAUGUUGUUGAAAACAGUACAACAACAGUUCCAGAAACAGCAUUAUUUACUGAUCAAGUACUGAAAAUUGACGACAAUAAUACGAUGCCAAAUUUGAGUAAACAUGAAGAAGGAGAACUAUCGCUGCUUCAGACAGGAAUAAAUGAGGAUAAUAUUGAAGGAGGUGGUGCGCCAUCUGAUGAUAUCGAAGGGCUAAAUGAAGCAGCAUUCGCUUUCGAAAGCAGAGUUUUCGAUGAUAUGGAAGAUGGUAUAGUUACAGGAAAGCCUCUUGAUCUUGAAGAGGAUUUCGACGUGCUCGGAGCCGAAAAAUCUAUGGAGACAUUCAUUAAUUCUCCCGACUUCAGUAAUGCCACCAUUAUUGAAGAUCUCUCAGCAGAAAGAACAGAACCUAAAGAGCUCGACCCUGAGAAUGUUAAUGAUCGAUUAUUUGAUCCUUUAAACGUAACAACAACAACAGAAGGAAUCAAAGAGAAAUCGGAAUUCCGACAACCAACUGCUGAUGAAAUCUCGGAUUCACAGGAGGAGCCAGAAAAAAAAACUUCCAUAGUUGAGGUAUUAUCUGAUUAUGACACUUUGGAAACGGAGAUUCGAGCAGCAAUUGGAGCAGAUGAGGAAAACUUGGAAAGAUUGAAACAAUUAUUCAGUGGAGGUUUCCCUGAAGGACUUUUACGAGUUUUAUAA
This is a messenger RNA of Auanema sp. JU1783, 1656 nucleotides long. The record is from the annotation of a GenBank genome assembly. Lineage: Eukaryota; Metazoa; Nematoda; Chromadorea; Rhabditida; Rhabditidae.